Molecule: messenger RNA, 447 nt
Organism: Rhizophagus irregularis DAOM 181602=DAOM 197198
Lineage: Eukaryota; Fungi; Glomeromycota; Glomeromycetes; Glomerales; Glomeraceae
Molecular function (GO): protein binding
Source: RefSeq, a predicted model, not a curated record
AUGUCUCAAUUAUCACUUGUUGCCUCAGCGAUUUCGUCUAUAAUUAAAUGUCCCGUAAAAACGUAUGAUGAAUGCAAAGCUGAUGGUUUAAAAAUUGAUCCCGCUCAAAUCUUAGAUCUUGAUACUAUUUAUAAAAAAUCUUUAAUACGAAUUAAAAUCAAAGAUAUUGAUCCUCCUAAAGAUGUAACUUUUUCUGAUAAUAACAAACUAAUUCAAAUUUUCGUCAAACCUUUCGAAUCUCUCGCUGGGAAUAGUCAAUCAAUGUUUGUUGAUACAAGUAUCACCGUUCUUGAGUUUAAAAACGUCAUUUGUGCAAAGUUUGGAACAGUUAUUAAGAUGAUACGUCUUAUAUUUAAUGGUAAACAACUGAAUGACGAUAAAACUCUAACAUCUUACAAUAUUCAGAAAGGUUGUACAAUACAAGUCUUGUCUAAAGUCGUUGGAGGC